Messenger RNA from Oncorhynchus gorbuscha (pink salmon), 3174 nucleotides. RefSeq names its product myocardial zonula adherens protein. Gene Ontology annotation, biological process: intracellular signal transduction. Lineage: Eukaryota; Metazoa; Chordata; Actinopteri; Salmoniformes; Salmonidae. The transcript has 14 exons. The coding region runs from base 445 to 2298 and encodes 617 amino acids. Gene Ontology annotation, cellular component: intracellular anatomical structure. The record is from RefSeq and is a predicted model, not a curated record.
UCUGAUGGGAGGCUCAUGGAAAGAGGGAGAGAGAGAGAGAGAGAGAGAGAGAGAGAGAGAGAGAGAGAGAGUCAGUCAGCCAGGUAGAGUCAGGUGCUGUCUACAGUCUGGGACAGUGUCAUAGUUCUAUACAGUAGCAGAACAGUAGGGAUUGUGUGGAGCUGGUCUGUAGUCUAGCCCCUGACUGACUGGCACUCAACAAGAAUACCAGGCCUUGUUCAUCAACUGGAAAAUGAAUUCUACAUAACACUGAAGAGAGAAACUUGUCAGAGUGGAUCUUUCUUUCCCCUCCCCUCUUGUUCAUUCACUCUCUAGUCUCUCACACAGUGGCUGGAGCUGGGGGCUGUGUGAGUUUGUACUGUAGUCCAGAAAGAGAGUGAGAGGAAGAGAGGGAGGGAGAGAGGAAAAGAGAUAACAGGGGAGUGGACAGAGGCCAGGGGAGACAUGCUACGCUACAGCUCACCAGGAUCGGUCACCACCACCGAGGACAGUCCAGAGCAGCCCAGUGAGAGGAGGAUCCGGCGCCUCAGACUAACUCUUCAUACAGGAGACAAUGGACAGAAUGAGACCAAGAAACCAACCUCAGACAGACAAGAGGAGAAGGUUGUCAACGGAACAUGGAAGAAGAAGAACACAGUCAUCCAGAGAGAGAGACCAGCUGGCAGUGAGUCACCUGUACAGCACCUCAGUGCAGCGACCAAUGGGGAGCUAGAGACGUCGCUGCAGCGGCAGCACGGGCCCAAGGUGUACGGUGUGUUGCAGGGGACAGGCUCGGAUAGACAGCAGGAAGUGAUGGCGUGCGAGUGGUCUGUCAAUCACCUGAGGGAUGAGAUGAGUUACAUCAAGGAGGUGCGAGAUUCCCUGGAGAAGGUCAGAGAGCGGAUGUACGGCCAGUUUGGAGGAAUGCAACAUUCGAUGCAGAAACUAUCACAAGACAUCAGGACUGCCAACUCCCAGAGGAAGACUCUGGAGAAAGAGGUGAGGGUUCGGACUGCAGCCAUGGACAGCUUUGACCAGAUGAACAGCUCCCUCAUAUCUGCCAACAUCGACCUCCAGAAAUCUCUACUAGAGAGCUGUCACAAUCGUGUGGACACCCGGGAUGAGAUGAAGAGUCUGAGAAGCUCCUUUCAGCAGGCUGAGGAGAGGCUGAAGGAGAGGGAGAAGCAGCUGGAACUUGCCCAGGCUGAGAACCACACACUCAAACUGAAGGUGGAGUCGUCUCAGGAGGCCAACAGCCAUGCAGUGCAGGAGGUGACAGCGAGGCUACAGAGACAGUAUGAGGAGAGACUUCGGGAGGAGCAGAGGAAACACAGAGAGGAGAUAGAGAAGCUACAGGCCCAAAUUGAUGAGUAUAUUAGUCGAUUAGAGGAGGCAGAGAAGAAUGCUAAGAUUGCGGAGGCCAAGAUCGCUGAAAGGGACCAGAGGAUCAGUGAGGUGGAGCGCCUGCUGGACUGUAUGGGACAGGAAAAGGGCCAUCUUCAGAAGAAACUGCAGGAAUGUGAACAGCGUCUACGCUUGAUGGAGGUGACAUACAAAACAGAUGCAACUGUAGCAAAGAGUUCCCAAAAGUUGGAAGAGGAGGCAGGGGAGCUCCGUGAGAGAAUCAAACACCUGAAUGACAUGGUGUUCUGUCAGCAGAGGAAGGUCAAAGGCAUGAUAGAGGAGGUUGAAUCAUUACGAGCUAAAGUGGCACAGAAGGACAUGUUCAUCUCAGAACUUCUGGACAGAAUUGCUAUUGUGGAGUGUGAGAAUAAUGAGUUAGAAGACAAGCUGAAGUAUUUUAUGUCUGUACAGAGUACACCAAGGGAAGUUGUGCAAACCAGAGAGAUAGGAGUGGGCUGUGAUCUGCUCCCCAGACUUGAAAUACAAGGGUAUGAGAUUGAAACUAAUGUCCAACCUCCAGCAGCACAUUACCAACCCAGACAAACCCCAAUCCAUCCCUCUUCUACAGAAUACCUAGGACAGUCUAGGACAUUCAGAUCAGGUCUACCGCCACCCAGCAGACUGGAGUCUAGUUUACUGAGAUACACUCCUCCUGAGUACAGCAGGUAUCUGUCAACCAACUCCUCAAGAUCCUUUGGAACACUAACCAGUCCAACGCUGUCUACGUCUGACCCUCUAAGCCCUGAUCAGUCCAGUACAGAAGAGCCUGCCUCAGUUCCAAUCACAGAUAAAGCCUCAAGUCCAGAAACGGACAUUUCAGCCCCAUCCUGUUCUCGACCAAGAUCAAGCCCAUCCAAAAUCUACACACCUUUCAUGAAACUUAUGGAGAUAACAGCAAAGAUUAACAUUGAGUAAUCACAUGAAUAAAUACUUUUUAUGAAAGCUAUUCAGUAUACUGUAUAAGGUAAUAUGUUGCAUAUUGUGUAAAUAGUCUACUGUUCUGUAAAUAAUACUUGAAAGUAUUCAGUUAUGUUUGGUUUUGUUUACAGUUAAUGUUCUUGUAUGGUUUAUGGAAUUCUGAAUUCACUAUCAUGUAUGAAGGUUUAAAUUUAUACUGUAUCUUUUUCUAACAGUUUUAGUUUGCUCUCUAUAAAUUAGAUGCAAUAUUAUUUUAUUAUUAGUCAAAUUAUGUACAAAUAUGUAAAAUACAUAUACUUUGUGCCUUUAUUAACAGCUUCAUCACUGAUACUCCACAACUGUGAUGAUAAUCGUUUUUAACAUUUUAAAAAAAAUCUAUUGGAUAAUAUUUAACUAUAUCUGACAAAACUGAAGAACUGUAUUUCUACUGACUGCCAUCCCUGAGCCACUGGUAUAAGUAAUUUGUCUACACUGCCAGGACUGUGUAUAUGAGAAGUUAUGAUAAGCAUGACGUGCCUUUCUUGAAUGAUACUCAUCCAGCGCAUACUAAUGAAAUCAGUGUAUGUUUUAUUAUUAUUAUUAAUUAUUAUUAUAUGACCCUGCUUGUCGUCUUGACCAUGUUCUGUUAUAAUCUCCACCCAGCACAGACAGAAGAGGACUCCUCUUCUGAAGAGGACUCCUCCCCUCAUAGCCCGGUUCCUCUCUAGGUUUCUUCCUAGGCCCUGGCCUUUCUAGGGAGUUUUUCCUAGCCACCAUGCUUCUACACCUGCAUUGCUUGCUGUUUGGGGUUUUAGGCUGGGUUUCUGUACAGAACCUUGUGACAUCAGUUGAUUUAAGAAGGGCUUUAUAAAUACAUUUGAUUGAUUUGACUUU